This is a messenger RNA of Serpula lacrymans var. lacrymans S7.9, 1020 nucleotides long. RefSeq lists its product as uncharacterized. NCBI's taxonomy places the organism in Eukaryota, Fungi, Basidiomycota, Agaricomycetes, Boletales, Serpulaceae. The transcript is spliced from 5 exons. The record is from RefSeq and is a predicted model, not a curated record. Bases 1 to 1020 code for a protein of 339 amino acids.
AUGAACACGCCUGUCGGUUCUGCCCCAAACGACGACGUCGUAAUCGCCCGGGCCCUCUUCGACAGUAAAGAUAAGGGACAAACUUAUAAACAAGCAUUAGAUGCGUUGCAUGGUGUUAAUAGUCAUGCUUCAAAUUUGUGGAAGGACUAUUAUCUGGAUCAUCACGAACGGCUUGACCUCCUUGUGUCGCGUCUUUCCGAUCAGCCUAUAAGUGCUAAGAAGCCAUUUGCACCAUCAUUUCGUUUGCAACCCACGAGUCGUGCCCACGGAGGAUCAUCAAAGACUCCAGAACCUACUGGACGAAAGACAUUUAAUAGCAUUACUGCCCCGUCACAAACACAAGAUGUACCCAACCUCCUCCCCCCACAUGCCUCCAUCAUUGUUCCUGAUGUUCCCUCGCGUUCUCCUACGCCACCAACCCUAAUCAUAGCAGGAAACAGAGGGAACAAGUAUACUGAGGAAGACCGGUCAUUUUUCUUGAAGUUCAUCAGUUGGGAGCUUAAGAAUGAUCCUUCGCUGUCCAAGAAAGAAUUAUGUGAGAAACUGGCUGAAAAGGCACCUCACCACUCUGCUACUUCUUGGGCAGGGCAUUGGCAUAGCCGCCAUGACAUUGCUGACAAGAUACUAGCUGCGGCCGAAGCACGCCUCGAAUCAGACGGCUCAGACUCUGAUGCUGAUGCUGACGGAGAGCAUGAAUAUUCAGCUGAGGAGAUUAUCGAUAGCGAUGAGGAAGAUGCUGCUUCUGCGAACUUGAUAGGAUCCGAAUAUGGGGACUUGGACGAUGAUACUGAAGAAGACGUCAAAGAGAUGGCUUUACCUGGAGCGGCUCCCAGACCUGCAGAUUUUCGUGUCCUCGCAAGGUAUAUAGCGUCCAUCUCUGACUGGGAUGCUCUUACGGCCGUUGCAAAUUUAAGGCAGUUUAGUGACAAACAUCCUCAAAAGUCCGCUAGGGCAUGGGCAGAAUUGUACAGCGACAAUGAUGAAGGUUGGUGCUCAUGCCCCAUAUUUCACUUUUCAUGA